UCUGAUUUAUUUACAGUCAUAAGCACCUCUAUCUCUCUUUCUAAGUUUUCUCAAGUUUCAAUUCAACCAUCACUGAUCUCAGUAUUAGAUAUGUCUACAUCUAAUAAGCCUGAAGUGGUGGAAAGGGGUGCUAAGGAUGAAAAGCCGAAGGAAGAGGAUGAGAAGGGUGGAUUUCUUGACACAGUGAAGGAUUUCAUUCAAGACAUUGGUGAGAAGAUUGAGGGAGCAAUUGGGUUUGGGAAGCCAACUGCAGAUGUUACAGGGGUGCGCAUUCCAAAAAUCAAUCUUGAGAAGGCAGAGCUUGUAGUUGAUGUUCUCAUAAAGAACCCAAAUCCGGUGCCAAUUCCCCUAAUUGACAUAAACUACUUGAUUGAGAGUGACGGGAGGAAACUAGUUUCGGGAUUGAUACCGGAUUCCGGUACAAUCCAUGCACAUGGAGAGGAGACAGUCAAGAUUCCUCUCACUUUGAUUUAUGAUGAUAUAAAGAAAACCUAUCAGGAUAUCCAACCAGGAAGCAUUAUUCCUUAUAGGGUGAAGGUUGAUCUCAUUGUGGAUGUUCCUGUCAUUGGAAGGCUCACUCUACCUUUGGAGAAAACUGGAGAAAUUCCCAUUCCAUACAAGCCUGAUGUUGAUCUUGACAAAAUUCAGUUUGAGAGGUUUUCUUUUGAAGAGACAGUUGCUAUUCUUCAUUUGAAGUUGGACAACAAGAAUGAUUUCGACCUUGGCCUCAAUGCCCUUGAUUAUGAGGUCUGGCUUGGUGAUGUUAGCAUUGGAGGAGCAGAACUUUCCAAAUCUGCUAAGCUUGUGAAAACUGGGAUUACUGACAUUGAUGUUCCAAUCACCUUCAGGCCUAAGGAUUUUGGGUCUGCACUUUGGGACAUGCUUAGAGGAAGGGGUACAGGCUAUACUAUUAAAGGACAUAUUGAUGUUGACACUCCCUUUGGAGCAAUGAAAUUGCCCAUCACCAAAGAAGGUGGCACUACCCGGCUCAAGAAGAGCAAGGAAGAUGGUGGAGAUGAUGAUGAUGAGGAGUGAAGAAGAAAUGGCAUCAAGUUAUUAGUAUCGGUUAUUUUAUUUACUUGGUGUAUAGGUCCAUUAGAAAGUUAAGAAAAGGGACAUGAACUUAAAGGCACUAAUCUUAGUUUCAUGGUUAUUUAUGUAUCUUGAGAGUUCAAGUUUGACGUUUGAAAUGGAUGGUUGUAUUUAUGGUUAGAUGUGUGGAUAUCAGUUUGACGUUUGCCCUUGCUCUUGAAGCCACGUUCCUGAUAGAGUACGUAAUUCCUGAUCAAAUUCAAAACAAUGCAGAGGUAUCUUUUAAAAGCAUGAUUAUAAUUUUGUCAAUCUUUUGGGUCCUAAAUAAACUGUGUGUGGUUACUGGUUCUGUACCUUUUUGAAUCUCAAGGGGAAGAGUGUUGUAGAGUGUUUUGCUAUUGACGUCUUCUAUUCAAAAUUAAUAUUUAUAUAAUUGUUAAUUUGCUAUUCUCAGCAAUGUAUAUUUUA
Cajanus cajan (pigeon pea) is the source of this 1500-nucleotide messenger RNA. RefSeq lists its product as uncharacterized. Gene Ontology annotation, cellular component: cytosol. Lineage: Eukaryota; Viridiplantae; Streptophyta; Magnoliopsida; Fabales; Fabaceae. The record is from RefSeq and is a predicted model, not a curated record. Gene Ontology annotation, biological process: response to desiccation.